AUGGGUUCGUAUGUGUACCCUACAGGUCAGGGUGUGUCGCUGCACAUCCCACGGUCAGCCAUCAAUGCCACCGUCCAAGAAGACAUCCUACUGUCCGUGGAUUACUCCUGCCACGGGGUGCCCACUAUUGAGUGGAAGUACACCUCAACCUGGGGUGUGCAGAAGAUUGUGGAGUGGAAACCAGGGACCCCCACCAAUGUCUCCCAAAGCCACAGAGACAGAGUCUGCACCUUCGACAAUGGCUCCAUCCAGCUUUUCAGUGUGGGCGUGAGGGAUUCUGGCUACUACGUCAUCACUGUCACAGAGCACCUGGGGAGCAGGCAGUUUGGCACAAUCGUACUGCAUGUGUCUGAGAUCCGCUAUGAAGACCUCCACUUUGUCGCCGUCUUCUUCGCUCUGCUCGCCGCUGUGGCUGCAGUGCUCAUCAGCCUCAUGUGGGUCUGCAAUCGGUGUGCCUACAAAUUCCAAAGGAAGAGGAGACACAAGCUCCAAGAAAGCACCACUGAGGAGCUUGAAAUGAAAGACAUUGAGUGUUAG
This is a messenger RNA of Peromyscus eremicus (cactus mouse), 537 nucleotides long. RefSeq names its product V-set and transmembrane domain containing 5 (gene Vstm5). Gene Ontology annotation, cellular component: plasma membrane; axon; dendrite. NCBI's taxonomy places the organism in Eukaryota, Metazoa, Chordata, Mammalia, Rodentia, Cricetidae. Gene Ontology annotation, biological process: filopodium assembly; positive regulation of excitatory synapse assembly. The record is from RefSeq and is a predicted model, not a curated record. The transcript is spliced from 3 exons. The coding region runs from base 1 to 537 and encodes 178 amino acids.